AUGGCGAACAAACUUCACAGAGGUGAAUUAUUUUUAACGUCCCUUGAAUUAGAUGCCUUCCAGAGGGACCUCGAAAACAGUUAUAAGGAGCUGUUCCAAUCGCAUUUGUCUGUACCAUGGCGCUUAAUGCCAAUAGAUCAACCGGCGAGGUCGCUAGGUUCACCUUCCGUGGCCCUGGCGACUGCCUUGAGUCAGUUGGAUGUCACGGCUGUCGACCCAAACAUGAUUACUUCUCAAAACGUAUACACAAGAUCCUCGGACCACGUCACAUGGGUGGAUUCUCCUUCAGUGACAGAGAGUUUACAUUCUACCGAUGAAAAGGCGGUCAAGAGUAGCCUUAAUGACAAGGCAAAUUCGCACAUGCAUGACAAAGUUGUUGAUGUUGAAUCGCAAGAAUCUCAUAUAGAAAAAGUAGAAUACGAUCAAUCAUCAAGCAUAUAUCAAAAGUUGCAUCCUCCAGAAGAAAAACUCUCCGGCCUACCUCAAUGGGUGCAACUCCUCCAUAGGAUUGUUUCAGAGAUUUGUUAUACAACCAAUAUACACAUAUUUGUUCCACCCUCUCAAAACGGAGAGGCAGAAUCUGAACAGCAAAACUUUGCUAUUGAAACUGUAUUGGACAAGUUGAUAAACAACGAAUACCAGUCCACAAGCGAAGUUUUGAAUGAGCUCUACAUGGUGUUUGUCUGCGCCUUUAGGAGCUUUUCCCCUGGUACAUACCAGUGGAUGAGCGCCCUGGACCUCUCCUCUAGACUAAACGAUCUGAGAAUUGCAAACGACCUCAAAGACUCUGAAGUGUCUUACAAAUCAUAUACCGCAACCACAAUGGACACCAUCAAAAAACACAAUGGGCUGAGCAUGGACGACUUUGAAAGGGAACUGGCAAUCAUCAACAACACACAACAAGACCCAGUUCCUAACAAAGACACGAGCAUAACAGAAGAUGAAAAGAGCGAGUUCUAUGAUAGCGUAAACACGCUAGAUCUAGAGUAUCAUCUGGAGCUUUUUACCGUAUUUGAACACAGUGCAAUAUGGAAGAUUAUUGGAAAUGGCGAAAUUGAGCUAGACGAAAAUAACACAGAUCCCAAAAUAUUUAGGGCCAUGAUAAAAUGGGCCAAGGAUAAAAGAGAAUCUAUAGCAACUGCAUAA
Molecule: messenger RNA, 1146 nt
Organism: Theileria equi strain WA
Lineage: Eukaryota; Apicomplexa; Aconoidasida; Piroplasmida; Theileriidae
Exons: 5
Coding region: 1-1146 (381 amino acids)
Molecular function (GO): protein binding
Source: RefSeq, a predicted model, not a curated record